UAUAAACAUAAACAGGAAUUGAGACAGACCCAAACUGGUUCUUAAACAUUGUCCCUGACUUUUAUACCCAAACUGAGAUUUGGAAACAUGGUAGGCUUCCUCAAUUUUCAUGGCGCGAAUUCUCACCAGAGUUUACUAGCCAAUCUAAUUUGAUAAAAACUAAAGAUCAGUUCGCUAUGUCAAAGGCUUCGUCUUCGUCUUCGUCUUCUGUCAGUAAAGAAGACAGUACCAGUUUUUCUCACACUUUCAAGUAUUUAUUGGCUACGCAGUUCUUGUCAAGGGGAAUACCAUUUGUAUUCAAUUCAUGGAUAGUGAGGCACCUAACGCAAGAGGACUAUGCGCUUUAUGCUGUGCAGUUUCAUCUUUUUGUCACCUGUGUAUUGUUUCUCAGCCGGGAGGGAUUCCGGCGCGCUUGCAUGCGUGCGGACAUAAAAUGUGAUGGUACUUUAAAGGAAGAAAAUGUGGCAAGGCUAAUGAAAGUAGCAUGGUUGACUUUACCAAUAGGAGUACUUGUUACAAUUGCAGGAUGCUUUUUUGUCUUUUGGUGGCAGGAAUUAUCUUAUUCUGAUUCAUAUGGGCAAGCUAUCUUGGUUAAUGGAUUUGCAUGUAUUUUGGAGCUAUUGGCAGAACCUUUGUAUAUACUUUCUCAGAAUUUGCUUCUUCUUAAAUUGCGGUUAAUGGUUGAAACAGUAGCUACUCUGCUGCGUUGCGUAACCAUGUAUGUUUUCAUUGUCAAACAAGCCAAUAUGGACAAAGUGAUUAUAUUUGCAUUGUCACAAACUGCAUAUGGGGCGUGCUUGUUCCUAGGCUACUGGGGCUACUUUCUUCAUUUGCGUCCAUUUAGAAGUUCUACCUUGUUUCCUCUCAGAUUAGGAAGUAAGAACAAUUUUGAUCAGCAGCUGUCAAACAUGUGUGUGUUAUUUACUUUCCAAUCCUUUCGAAAACUGAUUCUUCAAGAAGGAGAAAAGAUGGUCCUUGUCUGGUUGGAUACACCGUACAACCAAGCUGUAUAUGGACUAGUAGACAAAUUAGGGAGCCUAGUAGUAAGGAUGGUGUUUCUUCCUUUUGAAGAAAGUUCCUUUACCACAUUUGCAAGGUCUGCGUCAGAAAACCAUCCAGAUAAGAAGAAGAAUUUAGGAAGAUGCCUUACAGAGGCCCUGAAGCUGGUUCUUUUAAUAGGUCUUGUAUUUAUGACAUUUGGCCCUAGUUAUUCCUAUUCUCUGAUCAGAUUGCUGUACGGUCAGAAAUGGAGUGAUGGAGAAGCAUCUAAAGCCCUUCAGUAUUACUGCCUGUAUAUCAUUGUUUUGGCUAUGAAUGGGACCUCUGAAGCAUUUCUUCAUGCAGUUGCAAAUGAAAACCAAAUCAAACGCUCCAAUGAUUCAUUACUCUUAUUCUCGGUUAUAUACAUAGCAAUGAAUGUCCUCCUGAUACGAUCAGCUGGUGCUGUUGGCUUAAUUAUAGCAAAUUCUUUUAAUAUGAUUUUGAGGAUUAUGUACUCUGGAGUAUUCAUUAAGCGAUUUUUUCAGGACUCUUCCUCAUUUUCCUUUUACAAAUGCUUGCCUUCUGGAUGGACAGUCUUAUUGUUUUCAGGCCUAAUUACUCUUGCAUCGGAGAGAAUAUUUAUGGAUAGAGAAAACUUCUGGCAGACUUUUGCUGUUCAUCUUUCUAUCGGGCUGGCUUGCUUCAGCACUUCGUUGUUUGUCAUAUAUCAACGUGAAAGACCCUUCAUCAACAAAAUUAUUCGAUUCCGUGAUCACUCUGAGUAGAAGUUUUUUGGCUUCUUCUGCGCUCAUUGUUGAAGGUGAGGCAAUGUUGUCACGAUAGCAACAAAUUCAGCAUUGUUCAGACAAAUGCUUGUAAGCGCUGAAUUUCGAAGUCAAAAACUGGUCACGGUUGCAUCAUCGAAUUCACACACCACGUCAAGUAACUGGAAAAUUAUACCUGAUAAAAGAAUGGCAAAUUGGUUUAACCAUUGAGUAUGCUGAGUCUAGUUUACCAUCAUAGGAAGUAUGUUCUGAUUUUAGGGAUUUUAUAUUAUUUAGUUUUACACACAGUGCAGGACAUUAAUUAAGGUUACACAGAAUGAGAUCUUCCUGCUCUAUCUUAACUUCAAUUAGGUUACUUAUUUUGAGGCCCAUUUGACUUGUAUAUUUUGCUUACUGAGAACCAACUGAAACACACAAAUUUAUGAAUAGCUUUUUAUUGUGGGGGAAAUGAUGGUGAUAAUAAAUUUUCCAUAAAAUUUCAA
Humulus lupulus (European hop) is the source of this 2248-nucleotide messenger RNA. RefSeq lists its product as uncharacterized. Gene Ontology annotation, biological process: glycolipid translocation; dolichol-linked oligosaccharide biosynthetic process. Gene Ontology annotation, cellular component: endoplasmic reticulum membrane. Bases 177 to 1766 code for a protein of 529 amino acids. The transcript is spliced from 14 exons. Lineage: Eukaryota; Viridiplantae; Streptophyta; Magnoliopsida; Rosales; Cannabaceae. The record is from RefSeq and is a predicted model, not a curated record.